This is a messenger RNA of Syzygium oleosum, 816 nucleotides long. RefSeq names its product sm-like protein LSM2. The record is from RefSeq and is a predicted model, not a curated record. The transcript has 4 exons. Gene Ontology annotation, molecular function: RNA binding. Gene Ontology annotation, cellular component: precatalytic spliceosome; Lsm1-7-Pat1 complex; U4/U6 x U5 tri-snRNP complex. Gene Ontology annotation, biological process: mRNA splicing, via spliceosome. Lineage: Eukaryota; Viridiplantae; Streptophyta; Magnoliopsida; Myrtales; Myrtaceae. Bases 145 to 459 code for a protein of 104 amino acids.
AACUUCAAGGGAUAGAAACGUAAUUUGGCGGUCUAAUAAAAUCGAUAUUUCGCACCCGCCCACACUUCACACAAACAACUUCUCUCUCUCCUCUUUCUCUCUCUCUCUUGGAGUCGUUCGUUCGGCGAGUUUGCAGGCGCAUCAAUGUUGUUCUUCUCCUACUUCAAGGACUUGGUGGGCAGGGAAGUGACGGUGGAGCUGAAGAAUGACCUGGCCAUCAGGGGCACCCUCCACUCCGUGGAUCAGUACCUCAACAUCAAGCUCGAGAACACUAGGGUUGUCGAUCAGGACAAGUACCCUCACAUGAAAUCAGGACGUCCGGGAUUGUGUUGGGGAAACUGUGGUUAUGAGAGGGGAUAUGUGCGGCGUUCGCUGGAUUGGUUUACUUCUGUGUGUGCUGUCGGUCAGGAACUGCUUUAUCAGAGGAUCAGUGGUGAGGUAUGUUCAGCUACCUCCUGAUGGAGUUGAUAUUGAAUUGCUUCACGAUGCCACAAGAAGAGAAGCUAGGGGUGGUUGAAGUUUCCAAUGAGAUGCAUGAACUGUAUUUGUAUUGUCGAGGGACCAAUUUAUGUUGGCUGAUAUUGGAACCUUGACAUAGUGGGUUCAUUAGCAUUUGUGCUAUGAUAUCCUGAAAUUUAGCUCUCUUAGUCACUUGGGAAACUGUUUUUUGCCUGAGGUGAUUGCUAACUUGAAAAUUUGAUCUAGUCUUAUGUCCUAUGUUCUGAAAAAAAGGAAAAGGAACUUGUCGAUGUCCUAAAUGCGUUGAGUGUGCUGCCAAGGGCAUAACAAUGGUUGCUGAAUGCUCAUUUGAUUUCA